Molecule: messenger RNA, 1818 nt
Organism: Malassezia restricta
Lineage: Eukaryota; Fungi; Basidiomycota; Malasseziomycetes; Malasseziales; Malasseziaceae
Product: vacuolar protein sorting-associated protein 52
Exons: 1
Coding region: 1-1818 (605 amino acids)
Biological process (GO): Golgi to vacuole transport; endocytic recycling; retrograde transport, endosome to Golgi
Cellular component (GO): GARP complex
Molecular function (GO): syntaxin binding
Source: RefSeq, a predicted model, not a curated record
AUGGAGGCCGAGGCAGCGGCGCUCGCGCCCGCACUAGCUGAAUUGACGCGUGCGAGCAGCGCGACCAUCUCUGUGGUCUGCAGUGAUGCGCUGCAGCGUAUGGAUCAUGACCAGGACCGUGUCGUCGAGGCGCGGCUGCCUGAGCUGCAGGCCUUGGCUGAGCAGGUCCAGCAGUCGCGCGGCAGCCUGACCCAGAUCCGUAAUGAGCUAGAGCGCUUUUAUGAAAAGCUCCAUACGGCAUCCGAGCAUAUUGGGAAGUUGCAGGACCGCUCUAAUGCUCUGAGCGAGCACCUCUCUGCGCAGGAGACGCGUGCCUCAACGUUGACCGACUGGAUCGAAGCAUCCAUGGUGCCUCCUUCGGUAGUGCGACUAUUGCGCGACACGAAUGUCGAUCAAGAGCUGAAUGCAUGGAUUCGUGCUAUCUGCAGGAUUGAGCGCACGCUCCGAGCGUUGAAUGAAUACGAAGCGACGCAAAAAGACGCGCCGUCUGCUGGUUCCGCGCGUGCGCAAGCACGGACCGUGGCAGAGCAGUGCAAGAAUCUCGCCAUUUCCAAGGUGUUUCCGUACCUCACGCGGCUUUUUGAACCGAUCCGCACAUCAGUCACGACUUCGCUGCCCAUUCUGCAAUCGUCCGUCUUAUUGCCGCACCACCAGCCCUUGUACCAGUUUCUUGCCUUGCAUGCGCCACGCGUGGCGAUCGAGGUGCAACUUUCUUACAUCAAUGCCGCUCGCCUGUACUAUGAGACAGCGUUCCGUCGCUAUGUGCGAGAGUUGCGCAAGAUCCUGCAGCGGUGGACAGAGCCGGCGACGCUCAUAGCAUGGGCGUACAAACAGUCGUCGCCGGCGACGGCACAGUACGAACCCGAGAGGCAGCAGUAUGCGCAUCCAAUCACAGAUGCAGCGGCUGUUCUCGCGUGCCAAAGUGAAGACGUCAACUUCAAGGCGAGUCCCGAGCAUCUGUUUCAUACCCUUGCACUCGUGUUCCUCGACACGGCUUGUUCCGAGUACGCCUUCCUCGCACGCUUCUUCUCGGGCGCGUUCGACAUGCAGGAGCCUACGUAUGAUGCAUCGGCAGUGCUGUCGUGCAACAUGCUGAGUCUGUCAGCGGACGAAGAGCAGCGACAUGAAUCCAUCGUGACACGCGAGUCGUGGCGCCAGGUCAUGGAGCCUGCCAUGGCGUUCCUUGCCGAGUUUUAUACAGCUGUUCUUGCGAUGCCUGGAGCACCUGUACAGCAACUCUUGACCAUGGCCAACCUGAUGCACGAAUUGUUGCAAGUGGCACGAUCACGUCGGUGCCUGAUCCCCGAGCUCGAGUCUGUGCUCAUGCGCCAUCUACUCGAGACGUGGCCGCUCGUGGCCAAGAGUCUUGACACAGAGGUCGAUACCCUAAAGACACUCACGAUCGGGCCACGGAUGGGCCCCGUGCCCCGAUCCGCGGGGGGCGGUGGUCUCUUGGAGCGCUGGACGGGCGGCCUCAUGACGACAGAUUUGAUGCGCGGUGGACAGGCAGCAGAUGCGCUGCAAAAGAUCCUUUCUGCCUACACGCAAUUCUUUUCUCAAGUCGUUUCGCUCACAAGCACUGAGCAGCAUCAGGGUAUGUUGCUUGGUGGCCUGGGACGUAUACACACUGAACUUGCGCGACUCGUGCGUGAAUAUGCCACAAAUGUAUAUGCGGCGCAUCAGGAUGGCCCAUCACCACGAGAUAUGUGCGUUUCCAUGCACGCCGUCCUGUCUGCCACGCCGGAUGAUACCCAUGCACACGAGGCGGCCAAGUGGGCUGAGCUGGCCGACUCAUUCAGCAGCGAGACGCAGAACUAG